GCCGUGUCAACGUGACAGUUGUUAACCAAAGAAUUUCAUUACAAUUUAUUUUGGUUAACUUUCGAAAACCUUUAAUUAUUAUUCAGGAGCUCAAUUAUUGUAGUUUACAAUGCCUGAAAUAGAAAGCCUGUCGGAUAUAAGCCGACUGAUAAGUGACAUUCAACAUAAGUAGGUUUUAAAGACACACUUUCCAUCUGUUUGGUCUGCUAAAACACACAUUUUUAUUAUAGAAAGUUUACAAGAUCUUAUGACAUUGCCCUACGAACUGAGGAACUAUUACAAGAAUUAAUUUCGAAAGGCCACUGGAAAAGUGCUAAGUAUAAGGUGUCAUAUUUUUUUGUAAUAGCAGCGCUCACUUUUACUUCCAUAGGGAGCUCAUGAACUUGGUGAAAACAAGGAUACAACUAGUGAGAGAGAAUCUGCCUCAAGAAGCCACUGCACCUAAUAUUAUGAGACAUAUUCUUAAAGUCAUACGAGAAGAAUAUCAGUCUGCAUCUAAGAAAAAAGAUGAAGGGCAAUCACUGCAUGAACUAGUAACAUCCACACCAAGCAAUGUACUAGAUUAUUCUGAUUCACUCAUAAACUUGAGAUCCAGCAUUUUGGAUCACCUAACUGAAUACAAAGUCGAACUUGAAUCUAGCUCUGAUAAUAUUGCAGCUCAAGCCUUAGAGCACAUUCAUACUAAUGAAAUCAUAUUGACUGUAGGAAAAUCAAACACGGUAGAGAAAUUUUUGAAGAGAGCUGCAAAGGAUAGAAUAUUCAAUGUUAUUGUUGUUGAAGGAGCACCACUCUAUGCUGGUCACACAAUGGCAGCAAGCUUAGCAAAAAGCAACAUCCAGACAACUGUUAUUGCUGACUCUGCAGUUUUUGCCAUGAUGUCAAGAGUAAACAAAGUUAUCAUUGGGACUCACACUGUACUAGCAAAUGGAGGAUUAAGAGCUGCAAGUGGAAUUCAUGCAGUAGCUCUUGCUGCCAAACAUUAUUCUGUACCUGUGAUGGUGCUAUCCCAUAUGUACAAAUUCUGUCCAAUUUAUGUAGGAUCGCACAAUCAUGAAGCAUUUAAUGUAUGUGCAUCUCCAGCAAAUGUCAUUCCAUAUGCCUUUGGGCCCAUACUGGACAAAAUUGAAGUGAACAACCCUGUAUAUGAUUAUGUGCCACCUGAACUUGUCACUCUAUUUAUAUCACAUCAGGGAGGAAAUUCACCAUCUUAUGUCUAUCGCCUGCUUUCUGAGCUGUAUCAUCAAGAUGACUAUGACAUUUGACAUGACAUGUAGUUUUUAUAGGAAAUACAAUGCAAUAAAGGUGUUUUUUUUUUAAGACA
Molecule: messenger RNA, 1321 nt
Organism: Acanthoscelides obtectus
Lineage: Eukaryota; Metazoa; Arthropoda; Insecta; Coleoptera; Chrysomelidae
Source: the annotation of a GenBank genome assembly